GUGUAAUUCCAUUGAUGUUAGAAUUUGUCUACGAGGAUGAUUUAGGAGUGUAUACAAUCUUAUUUUUAUUUUUCUAAAUAGAUAAAAGUUCAGGGACCAAUCAGCAAUUAAGCCAAAAAUAAAUAGCGUCUUCUGUUUCCCAAACCCUUACCGGAAAACACACUCAUCAGACCCACCACGAUUCUCCGCAUUCGAGCAUCGUCACCGAUUCAGUUCCUCUUCAAUCUCGUUUCUUGAUUCCACCUAUUUUUUAUCGCCGAUUCUACUUUUCCUCUGCGUGGCGGUUACCAUGGCGGCGGCGGCGGCGGCUUCAUCUCCUUCAAAAUCCCAAAUCCUAUCGCUCCUCCGUUCCUUCAUACGAGUAUCUCGUCAAUUUCCAGAUUACAACAUUAGGGAAUACACUAAACGACGUGCCGUCGAUGCGUUUCGUCAAAACGCAACACUUUCUGAAUCUUGUUCGGUUUCCGAAGCUUUCUCGUUCGGAAAAUCUCAGUUUGAAGUAGCUAAACGACAGGCCGUUGUUUACUCUCUUUAUGUUCCGCCUCUUCCCAGUGUUAUGGAGAUUCAGAAUAAACCCUUUUAAUCAAGGUUAGGUUCUGUUGAUGAUAGGACAAUCAGAAAUGUAUGUUUCCUACUUCGCAUUCAUCUAUUAUGGAACGAGCAAUGAAGUGAAAAUCUUGUUUACAACUUUCUCGAGGAAAGCUAUUAUUGUUCUUUAGUAGUUAACAUUAAUAUUUAUGCAGGACAAUGUUUUUGUAUGCAUAUUUAAAGUUGAGUGACAUUUUUAAAUAACUUAAACCAAUUUUAUGUUGUUAGAAUUGGAAUGAGUAAUUUUAGUUUGUCUCUGUAAAUUGAAGAUUUAAUGUAGUGUAUUGUUCUACUACAUGGUAAUAAUUUGAUGAUGCAACAUUAAGUUUA
This is a messenger RNA of Lathyrus oleraceus (garden pea), 918 nucleotides long. RefSeq lists its product as uncharacterized. Gene Ontology annotation, biological process: iron-sulfur cluster assembly. The record is from RefSeq and is a predicted model, not a curated record. Lineage: Eukaryota; Viridiplantae; Streptophyta; Magnoliopsida; Fabales; Fabaceae. The transcript is spliced from 2 exons. The coding region runs from base 290 to 583 and encodes 97 amino acids.